Molecule: messenger RNA, 5974 nt
Organism: Heterocephalus glaber (naked mole-rat)
Lineage: Eukaryota; Metazoa; Chordata; Mammalia; Rodentia; Bathyergidae
Gene: Gpat4
Product: glycerol-3-phosphate acyltransferase 4
Biological process (GO): triglyceride biosynthetic process
Cellular component (GO): endoplasmic reticulum
Molecular function (GO): glycerol-3-phosphate O-acyltransferase activity
Source: RefSeq, a predicted model, not a curated record
AGGAGGACGUGCGGUACCGUCCGCAGCGCCGGCCACCGGCUGGCGUGGGUGCCGGUCCCGCUCCCUCACGCGUCCCGCCCGCGCCCCUCCGAGACCCCGAGCCGCCUCUGUGUCAUGCACCACCUCGUUGGCCCCGGUCCGUCCCCGCGCUCCUGCCUCCUGCGCCCUCCGGGACCGGGACCGCAGAGUUCCAAGAAGCGAGUGGUGUUCGCGGACUCCAGGGGACUCUCGCUGACGUCCGUGCACAAGUUCGAGGACCCCGCGGCGCCCCGGGGACGCGCGCCGGGUCGCGGCUGGGGCGCCUCGUCCGCCUGCCUGCGGCUCCUGCCCAGGGCCGCCCUGUGCGUGCGCGCCCGCUCCUCGUCGCCCUCAGGGUGACCGCGUGGCCCCGGAUCUGCUGCUCUACUGGGUGCUCAGCCGCUUUCCCGUGACAGUCACUAAGGUCGAAACCACCGCUGGACGUCGGGCUCUCAGCGCUGCUCAUCAAGGCGCUCAUCAACUCUCCGAAGCCUGAGGUUGUUGCCCGGGACGCGCGUGUUCCCCCUCCCAGCACCGUCCGAACCGCCUGCCCCUGCACUGCGUGUGGGACACAGGAUGGACCCGAGACCCCGCCUGCGGGAGAACCGCACUGCCCUUCACUCUGCGGGGCAAGACACGCUGGAGCAGAUCAGGGAAACAGAAACCAUCUCUGGCAGCAUGUAAACAACUUUUUGCCAAGAACCCAGGUUACCACUGAGAAGAGGGCCUUAAGGGAGAAGAAUAUCAGGAGGAUACCAAUGCCAGGCACGUCUGGAAUUAUGCUCACUGCAAGCAGCAUGCAGCACUCCGGGCCAGCCUCUGUGUCCUGCUGGCGAAAGCUGGGGCUCUCCAGGUAGGAGGGUCCUGGUACAGCAGCACCAGGAGCCUCUCGGUGAAGAAUGGGGCCAGAUACGAACUCUACAGUGAGCAUAGUUUUCAGCUUAUGAAGGAAUUUUAAGAGAACAACUAUUUAAUUUCCACAUAAUCACAUUCAGAAGCCUUCUGCGUGAUUGCCGGCAGUCACCCCCUCUACAGAGUCAUCAGGAUUUUUCUGGCACCAAAGUCAACUCUUCUCGGUACUUGUGGCAAUACAGAUCUGCUGGGCAGACUCAUUUGCUGAACGUUCAGAGGCAGGAAAAGAGUAAAACCUCUGGAAGCAGCAUCAGGGUAGCAGAACAGAAAUACCCUCCUGCGCCUCCGACUUGCACAGAAACUUGGCCUGGGCUUGGAUCCUGUUAACUGAAGACUUCUACAGUGUUCGCUGCAAAGUCCAUCUGUCCUGGGGAGAUCUGGCAUUUUGAGACUGCCUCUCUUGGCCCUUUUCUACUGUCGUUCUACCCCCAUGCCUUCUAUGCAAGCAGUUGAUUGAUGUGAACUUAAGGAUGGAGUUUGGUACCCUUGGGGAACUGACUUCCUUUCCUCGGCUUGUGCUGUUGGAAAGGGCCACCUGAAGGCUGUGUUUGUGUGUGGGAAGGAAGGCAUUGCCUGGCUGGGAUCCUCCACCAUGUUCCUGUUGCUGCCUUUUGAUAGCCUGAUUGUCAACCUUCUGGGUAUCUCCCUGACCGUCCUCUUCACUCUCCUGCUUGUUUUCAUUAUAGUCCCUGCCAUUUUUGGAGUCUCCUUUGGUAUUCGAAAGCUCUACAUGAAAACAUUGUUAAAAAUCUUUGCGUGGGCUACCUUGAGAAUGGAAAGAGGAGCCAAGGAGAAGAACCACCAGCUUUACAAGCCUUACACCAAUGGAAUCAUUGCAAAAGAUCCCACUUCACUAGAAGAAGAGAUCAAAGAAAUUCGUCGAAGUGGUAGCAGUAAGGUUCUGGAUAAUACUCCAGAGUUUGAGCUUUCUGACAUUUUCUACUUUUGCCGGAAAGGAAUGGAGACCAUUAUGGAUGAUGAGGUGACAAAGAGAUUCUCAGCAGAAGAACUGGAAUCCUGGAACCUGCUGAGCAGAACCAAUUACAACUUCCAGUACAUCAGUCUUCGGCUAACUGUCUUGUGGGGAUUAGGAGUACUGAUUCGAUACUGCUUCCUUCUCCCACUCAGGAUAGCUCUGGCGUUCACAGGGAUUAGCCUUCUGGUGGUAGGCACGACCUUGGUGGGAUACUUGCCAAAUGGGAGGUUUAAGGAGUUCUUGAGUAAACAUGUUCACCUGAUGUGUUACCGCAUCUGCGUGCGAGCCCUGACUGCCAUCAUUACCUACCACGACAGGAAAAACAGACCAAGAAAUGGCGGCCUCUGUGUGGCUAACCAUACAUCUCCUAUUGACGUUAUAAUUUUAGCCAGUGACGGCUAUUACGCCAUGGUGGGUCAAGUGCACGGAGGACUCAUGGGUGUGAUUCAGAGAGCCAUGGUGAAGGCCUGCCCCCAUGUCUGGUUUGAGCGGUCCGAAGUGAAAGACCGCCACCUGGUGGCUAAGAGACUGACUGAACACGUCCAGGAUAAAAGCAAGCUGCCUAUCCUCAUCUUUCCAGAAGGUACCUGCAUCAAUAACACGUCAGUGAUGAUGUUUAAAAAGGGAAGUUUUGAAAUUGGAGCCACAGUUUACCCGGUUGCUAUCAAGUACGACCCUCAGUUCGGCGAUGCCUUCUGGAACAGCAGCAAGUAUGGGAUGGUGACAUACCUGCUGAGGAUGAUGACCAGCUGGGCCAUCGUCUGCAGUGUCUGGUACCUGCCUCCCAUGACCAGAGAGAAAGAUGAAGAUGCCGUGCAGUUUGCCAACAGGGUGAAAUCUGCCAUUGCUAGGCAGGGAGGGCUGGUGGACCUGCUGUGGGAUGGCGGACUGAAGAGGGAGAAGGUAAAGGACACAUUUAAGGAGGAGCAGCAGAAGCUGUACAGCAAGAUGAUUGUGGGGAACCAUGAGGACCGGAGCCGCUCCUGAGCCCAAGGGCACGCUGGUGGGAACCACCUGCCCAAAUCCUGGCAUUUGAGCCAGCUGGAGCUGUUGCCUCUGCUGCCACCACUACUCCUGCUCCCACCUCCUUCCAGACUCAGGCCCCGGGCUGUUCUGGAUCCUAGGACCCUGGCCUUAGAGCUGCAUGGGUCCCUGUGCUCGGGCCAGCUCGGCCUGUCCUCGCUGUCUGUAGCGAGUACUACUGGGUGUUGCUGCCCGGGACGAGAUGCCUUCUUGUUCCUUUUAUAGUACGUCCUUUGGAGGAAUGCCAUUAAAGUCUGCUCUCCACCUGAGCAUGUCGUGUGGAGCUGAGCAGUGUGAGGUUAAGCACACUCCCUCUUAGGACGCCCCAGUCCUGGGCCUGUGUGGGGAAAGCUACCCCUCUCUGGGAGUGGCACUGCCCAGGGUCUGGCCCCGCCUUGGAGCUCCGACUUGAUGAGAACUGCUGCAGUCCGUGGGGUGUUCAGCAAAAGAAGUUUGAAGUUCUUGUGUUACUCCUUGUUUGGAAGUCAGCAGGCAUGAUAGGAGAGGCCAGUAGGCCACCAGCUGGUCUGUGGUGAAAGCCAGGAAUUAUUUUGUGUUCAGACUCCAGGCUAAGCCCGAAUUCCCUGUGUGACUUGCUCUUUGUUUAACUGUGCCUCAGUUUCCCCAUCUGUAACACGAAUCAGGCGGGGGAAGGUGGUGACUCCUACCUCACAGGGUUGUUGUGGGGACUCAGGUGCUGCGUGAGUGAAGGACAUGUCAUGUGCAGUGUCACAGGUCCAGGUCCAGGGAAGGUGCAGGACAAGGCCUGAGCUCAGCUGCUGCACAGGGCUCUGGACUUGUGGUUGUGAGUAAUAAAACAUGGCCGUAGUCCUGAGCAUGUGUUUCUUCUACUUGGCUUCUGCACUGAGCCUCGUGUCACUCAGGAGCUAGGCUUCUCCCACCAGACAUCUGCACGUCUCUGACAUAGACAGGUAUGUCUACAGACUGGAGGCGAGUGAGGUCCUGAGUCCUGGAGGUGGGGUGGGGAAGGUGUGGGGCAGUGGGAUCUCUGACUGGGUCCAGGAGGCAGGGGAGUAGUGGGAUCCGGGAGAGGGUUGGCACGGGAGGCCCAAGAGGUGGGUAUGAGCACACAGGGUCUCCCCACAGCCAAAAGGUAAGCUGCCGGCUUCAUGGGCACCUCAGAAUGAAGGCAGAUCCAAACUGAGACAGCUCUUAUGGAUCCUUGCUUUGGGGUCCACUGAUUUCUGAUCCUCAUCGGAGUUUCCUCAGCCUAGUUUAUCCUGUCUUUCCCUCCUUGGGGGCAGGCACGAUACCCUUCAGGACUCCCUCCUGCCAUGGGGAGUGUCACAUCUCCCAGCUGCCCCCUGGCGUGAGGUGAGGGAUGUGCUGGGAGUGAGGCCCAGCCUGAAGCUGCAGAUCCACAUCACCAUCAUGCUUGAGGACCUGUCCUGUCUGAACCUGGUGUCACUUGCCCGCACUGCCUACUGCCUGCCACCUCUUCACACAGCCACCCAUUUCCUCUUACCUGCCCCUUUGCUAGCCAGUGGAAAACUUCUCACAAAAACACUCAUGACUGUAAGAGCAGCCUCUUCUGAACUGUUUUGUGGAAUGUUGAAGAAUAAAAAGCAGUUUUCAGCUCUUGUAGGAGGUGAUGUUUGUAGUGUUUCAUUGCUAACUGGAAUGAUCUUUCAAAAUUGGUCUUAAAGGUCUAAAGAAGUUCUAAAACUUCUAUGCAUGAUCUGUUGUAUUUCAUUGUUUGCAUAGAUUGUUUUUGUUUUUAUGUGUCUCACAUUCUGCACACCCAUUCCUAAUUCAGGCUCAUCCUACUGCUUCAUCCUUUUCAACUGGGAUCUUGAAGGCCCCAAAUUGCCUAUAAGUCAGAAUAUUUGGUUUGGGAGUACUGAGUUGCUAAAACCUCACAAUGCUUUGAAAUAAAGCAAUGUGAGGUACAAGCUGUGCUCACACUUGUUUUCCAGCUGGAACAAGGAUGAGCUUUGAGUAAAACCAAGAGAUGAUCAUUGGUGGAGUGAGCACUGUCCCUUUGCUGUGUUGUUCUCUGUGUUUGUGACCUGAUUCAUAACUAGCCAUGUAGGUUAGGUGGCCUCAGACCUUCACACCUCUGACAAUUCCUAAUUCUUAGAAGUCACUUUUGAAUCCAUUUGUUCCCCCUGAAAAAUUAGACUAGUGGAACUAGACCACCAGAAGGUGCCCACUGUGUAGAUGGGAGUCCCCCACCUAUACCCUUAUGGGUGAGUGGGGCCAGGGCCAUUAUUUUGGGCUGGGUGGUUUGGAGAGGUUUUUUCACUCAAACAUGAAACUUUUCCCCCAGCUAGUGAGAGCAAGAAUAUUCUCAUAAGGCUGACAGUGGAAGCUCCAUGGAAGGCUGUCAGCGGUGAUGAAGCCAUUUGAGGUGACAUCCUCGUGACAGAACCAAGUGGAACUGGAUUCUUCUCUAAUCAACCCCACUUAGUUGCUCCCUUUUAGAGACCUAGCAGCGGUGGGCAUGAGGGCUGGUGGCCAGUGAGGAGGGUCUUCCAGCACUACUGUAUUUCCCAGUGAACUUUUGCCCUGUGCUGUCUGGUUCUGUAAACCCUGCUGUUUCCAUCCUAGAAUCUCUGCCUGCUGAACACUGUGAGUGGCCAGACUGGAUUGCUCCAGGGACACGGUGCUGUGGCCUCCGAAUCCGGUGGGCAGGGCCACUGCGCGCCAUCUGGGCAGGGCAGGAGCUAACCGUGUGGCCAUCCAUCGUCCACUGUACUCAACCCUGCUCCCCCAGUCAAUACGUCUCUCUCCGAUGGGAAAGUUAAUAAAUUUUGCUCUAGAUUAAAAGUAUUGAUCAUUUCAUUUGUAAACGAUAAAUAAAAAGGGGGAACUUUUCAUUGCACGGGGGUGGUGUCUGGUGUAUCUUGCCACAAGUUCUGCUGGCUGCUGGGGGGUGGGCUUCUCAUAUGCAUUCCGGCUGGCCAGCUGCAUUGAUUUCCUAUUACUCUCCCAGCACCACCCAGCAACACAUUUCAGUACCUGCUAUUAAUGGUCUUUUGAUAAAUAAUCACUUGUAAGUCAAUAAAUUUUUAUUAAACAGUG